AUGGUCUCAGCAUUCAUGUCUGGGUUCUACCCAACACAAUUAACCGUCGACACCGCGCGUGCCCAAGCCAAGAACUUCUUCGAGGAGGACGACCAGAACAUCCUGGACGACAACAUCCUCGACCAGAGUGGGAUCGACUCCGGCCUUGAGAUGUCCCCCGCGAUGGCAGACAGCAGGAGGGAUUCAUUCGGCGUAUCCCCUUCCAUCUUCUCGCCCAAGACCGAGGACUGGCAGUCAGUCGAGAUGCAGUCGCUGCCGUCGAACAAUCCUUUCUUCGAACCCCAGCCUGCGCCUGCUCCGCAGAGCAAUAACCCAUUCCUGCGGAUGGAUCAGAACCAGCAGCCAGCCUACCAGAACCACGUCUGGAGCAUGACCACCUCGGCUACUGCCACUCCUCAGCUGCCUGCCUUCGACGGUCUCCCCGUCGAAUUCAGCUCGAACGGCAUGGACAUGUUCCGGCCGAUGCCAGUUGCGCCGAGUCCUUUCACCAACCCGACUCCUGUCCCCAUGUUCCAGCAGCUGGGACAGCCCGCUCCUCAGCCAAUUCCCGCUACCCAGAUGGCACAGGAUCUCAAGGCUCAGGCUAUGGCGAAGCGUUCUCGUCCGCCCAGCCCCCUGAUCCGCUCUCAUAACGAGCUCCGGAGGGGUGACGGCAUCCGCAAGAAGAACGCGCGCUUCGAGAUCCCCCCAGAUCGCAACCUGAGCAACAUCGACAUGUUGAUUGCUCAGUCCACUGAUGAGCAGGAAAUCAAGGAGUUGAAGCAACAGAAGCGCUUGCUUCGCAAUAGACAGGCUGCACUCGAUUCCCGGCAGCGCAAGAAGCUGCAUACUGAGCGUCUCGAGGAGGAGAAGAAACGCUACACCGAGAUUGUCGCCAACAUGGAGGAGACGAUUCGCAAACUGGAGGGUGAGAUUCAGAAACUGUCGAUGGAGAAGCAGCAGGCCGAGUCGUACAUACAUGAGUUGGAGAAGAAGCAGGAGGACAUGAUCAGCAGGCACACCCUUGAGACAGGCGAACUGCGGAAGAAGAUCAGCGUCCUGACCAGCACCGUGCAGCGCCUCGAAGGUGCCGCCCAGCACGCGUCCGGUUACACCGGUGCUUUUGACCAGAUGGACGGCAUCAACGUGGAUGGCCCAUGGGAGAACACGCCUAUGUUUGGCGACUUCUCCAUGGAGCAGCAGCCUGCCGAUGCUAACCAGGAGAUGCAGAUUGUGCCCGUCAAGAAGCCCGAGGUUCCCCUGCCAACCGUCUCCGAGAAAUCUGCUCCUCAAGGUGGGCUGCUUUUCAUGCUCUUCCUUGUGGGCGCUUUUGUCCUCUCGAGGCGGUCGACGCCCAGCAUCCCGCGUGUCUCCGAGGACGUCCGCGCUGCGUCCGCGACCCUCCUGGAGAACGUCCUCAAGGAUGCUGGCGUUUCGCAGGUCGGCUCCUCGGGCAUCGAGGCCAUGGCACCGCAGCCGUCGGGCUCCAGCACUGCCAAUGGCGGCUGGACCCAGUCCUCGGGAUCAAACAUGCCCAUCGCCUCGCCGAUGGUGGACAACCGCGUUCCUCCAUCGACGCUUGGCGAGCUGGCAGACUCCCUUACGAGACCGAGCGAGCAACAGACCAACGAGCAGAUCUUCUCCUUGUCGGCUGAGCAGUACAAUGACCUGACCUCCCAAGAUUUCCUGCCUAACGCUCAAGCGGCCGAAAGGUCCACGAGCCAGCGCAGACGCAAUCUUGCUGAGGCUCUGGCCAGCAUGCGUGCCCCGCCCAACAAGGAAUCUGCUGCCGAGGUCUACACUCGUUCGCUGCUCUGGGAUCAGAUCCCGCGUGACGUCGUUCGGGCCUUUGCCAAGAUGGUAGCGGAGAGUAACAAUGCCGCUACCAACGAAGGCGAGGAACACCAGUCAUGA
Messenger RNA from Thermochaetoides thermophila DSM 1495, 1893 nucleotides. RefSeq lists its product as uncharacterized. The transcript is spliced from 2 exons. The record is from RefSeq and is a predicted model, not a curated record. NCBI's taxonomy places the organism in Eukaryota, Fungi, Ascomycota, Sordariomycetes, Sordariales, Chaetomiaceae. Gene Ontology annotation, biological process: regulation of DNA-templated transcription. The coding region runs from base 1 to 1893 and encodes 630 amino acids. Gene Ontology annotation, molecular function: DNA-binding transcription factor activity.